AUGCCGUCUUUAAACCUUCUGGCACUCGCGCUGAGUACGCUGCCUUUUGCAGCUGCAGUCUCCUGUCCAUACAUACAAGGAAACCAGGCCCGCGCCGCUGCUCCCAUCCUUCACCCGGAAGAACUCAUCCAGCCACGGGCAACCGUCGGUGCUCCCGACUUCGGACAAUGUUCGCGGAAGACCAAGGUUGCCGGUGGCGGCACGCGAAGCGCUGACUUCUGGCCCUGCCAACUCAAUUUGGCCGUUCUUCGCCAAAACGCCGACAAGGUCAAUCCGCUCGAUCAAGAUUUCGACUAUGCUGCUGCCUUCGCCAAGGUCGAUGUCGCGCAACUGAAGAAGGAUCUCACCCAGCUGCAGACUGACUCUCAAAAGUUCUGGCCUGCUGACUAUGGAAACUACGGGCCCUUCUGGAUUCGCUUAUCCUGGCACAAUGCCGGCACGUACCGCAUGGUUGAUGGCCGUGGAGGUGCCGGCAUGGGCCAGCAGCGCUUUGCACCCCUCAACAGCUGGCCCGACAAUGCCAGUCUUGACAAGGCCCGCCGACUUUUGUGGCCGAUCAAGCAAAAGUACGGAAGCUCUCUUUCCUGGGCUGAUCUCUUUGUUUACGCUGGCAACGUCGCCCUGGAAAACAUGGGCUUCCCGACCUACGGUUUUGCAUUCGGUCGUGUCGAUACCUGGCAGUCUGACGAAGGCAUCUACUGGGGCAGCGAGCAAGAAUUCUUCCCUAGCAAGAAGAGCAGCGCAGCUCGCUACAACGACAGCACUGAUAUCAACGCGCGCGCCGAAAAGCUGGAGAGCCCUCUGGGUGCCGCUAAUCUUGGUCUGAUCUAUGUCAAUCCCGAGGGCCCUGACGGCGAGCCCGACCCUCUUGCUUCCGCCAAAGACAUCCGCAUGACAUUUGGACGCAUGGGAAUGGAUGACGAGGAGACGGUUGCGCUCAUUGCUGGCGGCCAUGCUUUUGGCAAAACUCACGGUGCCGUUCCUGGCGACAACAUUGGGCCGGACCCGAACAACGCCCCUCUCGAGCAGCAAGGCCUCGGCUGGAAGAACAGCUUCAACACUGGAGUCGGAAACAACAGCUUCACGAGCGGCUUGGAAGUCAUCUGGUCGCGUACCCCCACAAAGUGGGCGAAUAAUUUCCUGACUUCCCUCAUGAAGCACAAUUGGACUCUCGUUACUAGUCCCGGCGGAGGCAAGCAGUGGGAGGCUACCGACUCCAACGCGACGCAGCCCGAUCCAUUCAACAAGGACAAACUCCACAAGCCCACGAUGCUCACGAGCGAUCUUGCCCUUCGAUACGACCCGGUAUACAAGAACAUUUCCGAAAAGUUCCUUGGCGACUUCGACUACUUCACAAAGAAGUUCUCUGUUACCUGGUACAAGCUGCUCCAUCGUGACAUGGGGCCACUGGUACGCUACCUUGGCCCAGAGCUUCCCAAGGACGCCCCCCUGAUCUGGCAGGAUCCUCUGCCUGCUGCCAGUGAGCAGGUCAUCGGCGAUGAGGAUGUAGCACAGCUGAAGAAAGAUAUCCUUGCUGCCCCCGGAUUAAAUAUUUCCAACCUGGUCACUACCGCAUGGGGUUCAGCCUCUAGCUUCCGCAUCUCUGAUAAGCGCGGCGGCGCCAACGGCGCACGCAUCGCCCUUAAGCCACAGAACAGCUUCGCGGCAAACAACCCCGAGCGACUGAAGGCUGUCAUUAGCUCUCUACAAGGAGUCAUGAAGAAGUUUAACUCGGCCAACGGCGACAAGCAGGUUUCCCUCGCCGACCUCAUUGUUCUCGGCGGCAAUGCUGCCGUCGAAAAAGCCGCCGCCGACGGCGGUCUCGACAUCCCGGUGCCCUUUACUCCUGGUCGUGUUGACGCGACUCAAGAUCAGACUGACGAGACUGUAUUUGCUUUCCUCGAACCCCAGGCCGAUGGCUUCCGCAACUUUGGUCAAGGCAACAGCCGCGCUCUUACCGAGGAGCUGCUUGUUGACAAGGCUAGUCUCCUGACCUUGAGCCCGCCCGAGCUUACCGUGCUCAUUGGCGGUCUUCGCGCCCUCGACGCCAACUUUGAUGGGUCGAAGCAUGGCAUCCUCACCGAUAGCCCCGGCAAGCUCACGAAUGACUUCUUUGUCAACCUCCUUGACAUUGCCAGUGUCUGGAAACCAGUAGAAAGCAGCAACCAGGAGCUUUAUGAGUCUAGCGACCGUGAGAGUGGAAAGGUCAAGUACACAGCAACCCGUGCGGACCUCAUCUUCAGCUCCCAACCUGAACUUCGUGCUGUUGCCGAGGUUUAUGCUUCUAGCGACGCAAAGAAAAAGUUUGCCAGCGAUUUCGCCAAGGCUUGGGCCAAGGUCAUGGAACUCGAUCGUUACGACAUCAAGGGCCGCAAGCAGAACAACGUACAGUAA
Messenger RNA from Cordyceps fumosorosea ARSEF 2679, 2394 nucleotides. Its product is annotated as catalase/peroxidase HPI. NCBI's taxonomy places the organism in Eukaryota, Fungi, Ascomycota, Sordariomycetes, Hypocreales, Cordycipitaceae. Gene Ontology annotation, cellular component: cytosol. Gene Ontology annotation, molecular function: heme binding; catalase activity. The record is from RefSeq and is a predicted model, not a curated record. The transcript has 6 exons. Gene Ontology annotation, biological process: hydrogen peroxide catabolic process; cellular response to hydrogen peroxide. The coding region runs from base 1 to 2394 and encodes 797 amino acids.